Messenger RNA from Camponotus floridanus (Florida carpenter ant), 1815 nucleotides. It is a transcript of the gene Traf4, whose product is annotated as TNF receptor-associated factor 4. The coding region runs from base 356 to 1729 and encodes 457 amino acids. Gene Ontology annotation, biological process: positive regulation of JNK cascade; protein K63-linked ubiquitination; tumor necrosis factor-mediated signaling pathway. The transcript is spliced from 6 exons. The record is from RefSeq and is a predicted model, not a curated record. Gene Ontology annotation, molecular function: protein binding; zinc ion binding. Gene Ontology annotation, cellular component: plasma membrane signaling receptor complex. Lineage: Eukaryota; Metazoa; Arthropoda; Insecta; Hymenoptera; Formicidae.
UCAAAGAGCACUGUCUUACGUAUUAUCGAAUUCUCGAGAAAUAUUUCUGAUUUAAGGUUGUCGGUUUGUCAGAUCCUUACUGAUCGAAUGCAAUAUAAUUCCACAGUUACUUUGACAAUUAUUAUGUGAAUUUGAUUUGAGUUAUAAGAGUGUGCUCAAAACGGUUUCCAAAAAAGUUACAGAACUUUUUUUAAAAAACGCAAAAAAGAUUAUUUAAGUUUAUAAACACGCAAAUAAGAAAAAAGAACAUAGUAACAAAUCUGCUUCUUGUGAUUCAUAAUUCAUGAAUAGUGAAUAAUACCAACGAAACAUUACGUCUUUUUGCAAGUGAUUAUUAGUGUAUUUAACUUUAAAGAUGGUGCGUGGUUUAUCACAGUGGACCAAGACACUGAGUUUCCCAGCGAGAGUGUCACCUCAAAGACCUGUAAAAGAAUCCAAGAGUUUCCACGUAAGUCCCAGUGCUAGUCCCACGUCACCGCCCAGUCCAAUCAACGACACGAUGGAUAAAGCACCUAUAAUUACUGACGAGACGUUCCAGGACACGGAAGCAGAAAAGGCAAUAAUGAGUUCAAUCGUAUACUGCAUACAUCACAAGGAUGGCUGUAAAUGGUCAGAUGAAUUAAGAAAACUGAAAGCACACUUGAACACAUGUAAACAUGAUGCGGUUCCAUGUGGCAAUAAAUGUGGAGCGAUGAUUCCUCGUGUACUUAUGGAAGACCAUUUGAAAUAUACUUGCGCUCAGCGUAGGGCUCGUUGCGACUUUUGUGCCAAAGAGUUUACUGGACAUACUUUAGAGAAACACACUGGAACAUGUGGAUAUGAGCCUCUGUAUUGCGAAAACAAAUGCGGAAUGAAGGUACAAAGGCGACAUUUCGGACAGCAUAAGUUAGGAGAAUGUGCCAAAAGAUUAGUUGCCUGCCGUUACUGUAAUAAAGAAUUCGUUUUCGAUACACUUGGUGCUCAUCACACGAAAUGCGGUCGAUUUCCUGUUGCAUGCCCUCAUCGUUGCGAAACUGCGGUGCUUCCUCGAGAGGAUCUCGAGAUUCACUUAAAGGAUCAUUGCACUACGCAUCUACUUUCCUGUACAUUCAAGGAUGCCGGUUGUCGCUUCAAGGGAAAUAGAUUUUCACUUGAUAAACAUCUAGAAGAAUCCGCAAAAAUGCAUCUAAGCCUCAUGUGUAGUCUUGUAACGAAGCAGCAACAUCAAAUAACUAGUCUAAAGUCAGCGAUCAGCAAACUAUCAUUGAACUACACGGGUACACUUAUAUGGAAGAUUACGGACUAUGCUACAAAGAUGUCAGAAGCGAAAGCGAAAGAAGGAAUGGAGCUUGUCAGUCCACCUUUUUAUACUAGUCAAUAUGGAUAUAAAUUGCAAGCCUCGAUUUUUUUAAACGGAAAUGGGACUGGAGAAGGCAGUCACAUCUCGAUAUACAUAAAAAUUCUACCCGGCGAAUAUGACGCGCUUCUACGAUGGCCGUUCUCGCAUAGUGUGUCAUUCACAAUGUUCGAUCAAACAGUUAUUGCGGAGAAGGCUUGCAACAUCGUGGAAAGCUUCAUACCUGAUCCAACAUGGAAGAAUUUUCAACGGCCAAGUCGUGAACCAGAUUCUCUCGGUUUCGGCUUUCCAAGAUUCGUGUCCCAUGAAAUGGUGAAGAAGCGACACUUUGUUAAAGAAGAUAUCAUGUUUAUUCGAGUUAAAGUGGAUCCUAGUAAAAUUGUAGCGGUUUAAAAGAUGCAUUAACGCGAUGAUUCUAUUAAAACAUUAGGGUAAAAACCAUAUUACUGACUGUGUUCAUAUUACUGUUGAUCAAAAUU